UUCUGACCCUCCUUUGCCACCAUGGCGGAGUCCGGUCUCCUCGACGACGUCGACGUCGAAGCGCCGCUGCUUUGGGACCUGGAUGACAACGUCGGCGCCGAUGCUGCUGCGGGGCGGAAAUGUAAACUCCGGGUGGAUCUCAUUCCCUUGCUACGGAUCCUGCGUCCUCGAUUGCUCUCCUCAACUCUGAUGCAAAUGCCAAGCAUUUUGGCAGCCAUCCCCAAGCAUUCUCAGGCACGAGAAACACAAGAGAGGCCUCCAGACUAUUCCAAGCUCGAGUCCUGGAGUGCCCAUCCUCAGCGUUUGCCCGGUCGAGCAGUGGAAGAUGUGAACCAUUUGAAGCUCCCGGAUGAGACGAUUGUGCCGCCAAAGCUGCGGCCCUGCGAUUGUUUCUUCGUGCACGAUUCCACCCUGAUUCCAGCGAUCUCUUCGCCCUUCGGAACGCCGCCACGAUGGAACGCGCCACUUCGAGAGCCUGCAGAGUUGGUGUCAAAGAUCAAUGAACAAACCGACCUGCGGGUGGCGGCGGGCGCGGCGCCCUUCAACCGCCUUUGCCGGAUCUAUGCUCCGCGGUACCGGCAGGUGAAUGUGAUGUGCAUCGCCUUAAUGAUGCCUCCAUCUCCAUUUGCGCGAUGGAAGCAGCUCGAACAGGCCUUGGAAGUGGCAUACCAGGACGUCCGUCGCGCCUUUGUGCGCUUUAUCGAGGAGACGAGGGGCAGGCCUUUCUUCAUCGCCGGGCACAGCCAAGGCACGAUGCACCUGACCAGAUUGUUGCAAGAGGAGAUCGAUCCCUUUCCCAGUCGCGCGCGGCGCUUCCUCCACGGCUAUCUCGCCGGGCAAACGGUCCCUUUGAGCAUCUUCCAAGCGAUGAAACAUCUGCGUCCAUCAGCGUGCGCCACAGAUCUCUGCAGCAUCUCCAGUUGGAGGACGGCUCCACCUGGAGUGCUGGUGGUGGUGGUCUGUGGAUUGAUCUUCCAUGCUGGACGAGGUUGGAAAAAACUUCGCCGUGAGAUCUUGGCCACGAACCCCAUCAGCUGGCGCAGCGGCGUGUCGCCUUCCUCCAAGGUCAUCCUCCAAGUAGGCCUACCGCCACCGUCGCGUCCGUUUCGCAACGAUGCGCGCCUUUCUCUGCGGCAGCGGCAGCACGGCAGCCAUGGCGACGCAGAGCUACUGCGCGCGGGUGGUGGAGAAACUUGGCGCCACGGGGCGCCGGCGCCGGUUGUGGGGAUGACCGGCAAGCCGCCGGAAAAGUUGCUGCUGGCCUACCUGGGCACGCCAAUGUACGACCUGGAAAAGUUUCGAAAACGUCUCACCGAUCCCUUCAUCGCCAUGGGCGUCAAGAUCCAUCCGGUGAAUCUGGUGGAGACGCAACACUUUUCGGAGGAAGAUCGACAACAGAUGUUGAAAAGCGACAUCAUCUUAGUGAGUGGUGGCAACACGUUAUAUGCCAUGGACCUGUGGAGAGCCCUGGGUGUGGUGAAUGUUCUGGUGGAAAUGAAGGAAAAGGCGGUCUUUUGCGGAGGUUCCGCCGGUGCCAACUGUUGGUUCGACGGUGGCCAUUCAGAUUCCAUGGACCCCAUGACCUUCCGACGGAGCUGCUGGGACGUCAAAAAUGGGGGCGCAAUGCCGCAAGGCGCCCCUGGGUGA
Molecule: messenger RNA, 1647 nt
Organism: Cladocopium goreaui
Lineage: Eukaryota; Dinophyceae; Suessiales; Symbiodiniaceae
Source: the annotation of a GenBank genome assembly